This is a messenger RNA of Melampsora larici-populina 98AG31, 4998 nucleotides long. RefSeq lists its product as uncharacterized. Lineage: Eukaryota; Fungi; Basidiomycota; Pucciniomycetes; Pucciniales; Melampsoraceae. Gene Ontology annotation, molecular function: protein binding. The transcript is spliced from 6 exons. The coding region runs from base 1 to 4998 and encodes 1665 amino acids. The record is from RefSeq and is a predicted model, not a curated record.
AUGAAACCUCUUCAACCUAUCAAUCAUGUCGAUCUUAACAUCCAUGACGUUUAUACGUCUAGGAACCUCGACCAUCUUCGAAAGUUUCUUUACAAUAACAAUACGAAAAAAGCCAAUUUCGAACGAUCUCUGGCCUAUAAUCCAAGCAACCUUUCCAAUGGGAUCUCAAACUUGAGUUAUAGACUUUCUAAGAGUCCUUCGAAUCCAUCUUCACAAUUCACUAGUCUCAAUGUGCAAUUUGUAUCAUCUUCUGAUGUCAACCGUAAAGAUCUUUUGGGCCGAUGCUUAUUACAUAAAUUAGCGUCAUCUGAGAAUGAACCUGAAGCACUCGAAUGGUUGAAGGUCUUGGCCGAACAUCCUCAACUUCAAGUUAAUGCCACUGACGCUGAGAAUGGAUGGACUGCAUUGCAUCGAGCGCUAUUCUGUGGAAAUCUUAGUUUUGCCAAGGUUUUGCUCGAUGAGAUUGGUUGUGACAUACAUAUCAGGGACCACGAGGGAAUGUCUGCUUUUGCUCUUUACAACUCAACGAUUGACGGCGCAUGUCCAGCACCAGCUUUUACAACAAAAUCUGUGCUAGAGCAGAAUCGGACUGAACUCUUUACUUGGGGUAACAAUCGCAAUUUUGUUUUGGGCAUCCAGGGUGAUCGCGCUCACCCUGAAAGAAUCCACCUGAAGCAUCCACCUCAUCCGAAUCAACCGAGUUCUUCUUCGUCUCAAAUCAAUGCGUUCUUGCCCAUCCCGGUAUCUGUGGUAGCAAUGUGUAGGCUUCACACAGCCGUAGUGACAACAACUGGCGAAUUAUGGAUUUGUGGAUUUGGGUCCGGUGGUAGACUUGGUUUAGGAUGGUGUAACAAUAAACAACCCACAGGUACUCAGGUCCAUAAUAACAACAUCACAGCUCAAACUCAGCUUACUUUUGCGCGUGUCAAGGGCGCGUUGAUGAAUCAAAGAGUCAAAUCAGUUGCAUUAGGACAAGAUCAUACGAUUAUUGUUACCGAAGCUGGUCACCUUUAUAGUUGUGGUCUCAACCGAUUUGGUCAGCUAGGAUAUGGCGCCGAUACGAUGGAAACCCCUGAAUACGCAGCUGCCAAUUCCAGUUCAACAAACGAAGUGAUUCAAGCCGAUCCUAAGCGAGUGCUUGGUCCUCUGAAAAAAGAAAUCGUCUUGGGAGCUGCUGCGUCAAAGUGGCAUAGUGCUUGCUUCACUGCUGAUGCUUUGUAUACAUGGGGGGCUCAUCAAGGUCAACUCGGUUAUCCAAGUACGAGCAACAAUUCUCAGUCCACGAGUAUUCAAACUUGUCCUCGGAAAGUAACAGCUGCAAGCUCGCCCAUAUCUCAGUUAACUUGUACAGAUUACUCUACCGCUUUCCUUUGUCAUAACUCGGAUGUGUUUAUUAUCCGAUCGAAUAGUUGUAUAAAAGUGAUAUUUCCUUCAGAUCGCUUUCCAGCGCAUAUACCAGUGUAUAGGCCUCGCGAUCAAGGCCUUGGUCAUCUUCGAAUCAUCAAGAUUUCGGCUUUCGAUGAGACUCUAGCCGCGGUUUCUAAUAUGGGUGAUAUGUUCUCUUUGGACCUCGGGAGAAGCACUCAUUCAGAAUCAAAUCACGCCGGACAAACGCAGCUGACUUCCGCUAAUAGUCAACAUCAUCCUCAAAGUUUCUCAUCGAGCGCAAAUUUAUACAAACCUCAAAGAGUCUGGACUUUGGGCAAGAAAUUCACAGCGGUCACUGAUGCUGCUGUCGGAAUGGAUGGAUCGAUAAUCUUUUGUACCAAGUCAGGACACGUUUUUAUUCAUUCAAAGCGAACUGAAACUCAGUCCAGUCUUAAAGGCGGUCCUGCUCGAUUGGGCGAACAGAUCAAAAACACUCGGAAUCCAAAGCCAACUCGAAUAGCUCAUCUUGAAAGAAUCACCAAGGUUUCUGCUAAUCCGACUGGUGCUUUUGCUGCCAUUCGUGAAGAUGCCACUUUGAAUGAGAUUAAGAUACGUUGUGCUGCUGAAAGUAUUUCUUUACCUUCGGCCCUAAAAGCUUUGAACCAUUCAUUUGUUCGAGCAAACGAAAUUGGAGAUGAAGAAGAUGGAUCUGGUCCCACUGAGAAUGAAUGUGAAGGAGAGGAAGACGAUCAUACGUUUGACUGGGAUGAGAAAGUUGGCUGCGCGCUGAUUCGUAUGUCUUUAUAUUGGGAUUCCGACCAAGGACUCGAUCUACCCUUGCGAAAUGGUGAUAUGAUACUGCUAGUCGAAAACAAGACGAUUCUAGUUCACAAAAUACUUCGAGCGUUUCAACGAGAUUAUCCGGAGAUCAUAGAAGAAACUUUGAAAUCAAAUCUCGAUUCACUACCAAUCCGGUUACAGAAAUCUAAAACUGAUCUUGAACGUUUGGCCAGUCUGACCAAUCUUUCUGCAUUACAUAAGUCUUUAAUCAGAAUGGGAAAAGUGGUUCCAGAAGCUCGUUUAUCGGUUGAUUUUGAAGCUCAACUAUCAUGUUCAUCAGACACGAAAGAUCGGAUCAAGCCAGAUGUCGAAUUGAAGCUUCAAUCCGAUGAGGUCAUCAGUUGUCAUUCUACUUUAUUGAGGGCUCAAUGUCCUUUUUUUCAAAUGCUUUAUGAAGACGAUGCUUGGCUUGUUAGUCGCCGAGAAGUAGGUACAGCUGAUGGUGAUCUUAUCCGUCUUGAUAUGAGUCAUUUCUCUAAACGGGCUAUGGAGCUCGUGAUGCGCCAUAUCUACACGGAUGGUGCAACGGAUCUGUUCUUCACUGAAGGAUUCGGGUCUCUGGAUGAGUUCAUCGAUUUCGUGUGUGAUGUGAUGGCAAUUGCGAAUGAGCUACUCAUGGACAAGCUCAAAUGGAUUUGUAGCGUUGUCCUUCGAGAUUGCAUCAACCUUAACAAUGUUACCUCGAUUGCAGCCGAAGCCGAUUUUUACAAAGCAGAUGCCUUGAAAGACACAUGUAUGAAUUACAUCAUUUGCAAUUUGGAGACAAUCUUUCAAGACAAAGCUUUGAUGAAUAUUCCAGCAGAUCUCUUAUUACAAAUUGGACAAUAUCUUAAACGCUCACAGCAAGUCAAGUUUCCUCAGACCCGUUGUCAGGCUUUGAAAGAAGCACUUUUACAUUCGAAUGUGACUUUUCUAUCUGAAUUGGAUCUUCCUAAAUCGAAAGUAGGAGAGACACCACGAUUUUGGAAACAGUUUCUUAAAUCUUUAUCAAACACAUCGUCUAAUCAUCAGCCAACUGAAAUCACCUCUACUCAGUCGGUUUCGGGUUUAAAUGAAUCUAAGAGUACUGGGUCAUUACCUAUGACCACUGGUUUGAACUUAUCAUCUGGAAGUCCAGGAUCGUAUGGCGGACAGUCAUUGUGUAAAUCUGUACCUAGAGUAUCUCCACCUCCACCCACGAGUUCUUCUACCCGUGUCACUUCACAUUCGAUCCCCACACCACCUAGUAGGCUUAUAGAUGAUAGAGAACCCGAUGAAGGACCAUUUGUGAUGGACGAACUUGAUCAUUCUGAAAGCCAACCUUUGAAGAAAUCAGAAGGAGGAAAACAUGCACCUUGGGAAGGUAUAGCUACUCAGAACACUCGAGUCGACUUACGAUCCAUUAUGUUGACCGAAAAGCCAAGUGAAAUAUCUAAUGUGUCUACGUAUAACUCUACUAAAGCAAGUCCGAUACGAAUGUCAUUUGAAACUCCGAUGAAUAUGAAAUUAUCUCAAAGAGAGAAAAGAAGGAUUUCUUUAGAGACUUCUAAACAACCGACGAUUGAGAAUAAUGUUCAAAUUGUGAAACCAUCAGCUUGGAGAACAUCACCUUCGAAUCCGAAAUCGAUGGAUGUAGGCAAGGGUGUUCUUAAACCGAUUUCAUUUGUUAAAGGUAAUGUUUUGAACAACAAAGCAGUGGGUAGAACAGAGAUUCAGGGUGAGAGUUUUGAGAAGCAUUCAUCAGCGAAUGGGAAAAUGAUGGGUACCACUAGACUUUCACCUACGAUGAACCGAUCUAAUCAUGAAGUACCAUCAUCAAGCUUUGUUGGAGGUGGUUCAUCAAUGAAGACUAAAGCGUUGGAUCAAGUUGAUCCUGCUUCUGCUGUAGGAGCUGCAGUGAUUACACCUAUGAAGAUGUCGGUUGGGAAUCGAAGUAACAGUGUUUCACCGGGAUUCCGUUCACAAAAGUAUCAUCAAGAUACACCAUGGACGAAUUAUUCAUCUACUUCAUCUACUUCGUUUUAUGCUUCUGGAUUACCGAUUGGGGUUGGAAGUGGAUCAUCACCACCUCUAAGAAUAGAAGAAGAAGGAAUGAAGGUUUCGAGAAAAGAAGCCACGAAUGAAAGUGGUGUGAUGAUGACGACUGAUGGAAUGAUUGAAUCGGCUCAAGUACAUGAUUCGAAAUUAAUGAAGUUCUCAAUGAUUCAAAACCAACAAGAAACUGAAUCAUGGGCUAUCAAACAGAAAUGUAAACCUAGUUUGAUUAAGAUUCAAGAAGAAGAAAAUGAUAGACAGAUUGAGAUGAAGAGAGAAGUGGAGUUUUUGAAAUGGUUUGAGGAAGAGAGUAAGAAAUAUCAAGUGAUUGAACAACCACAAGAAGGAGGAGUGAAUGGAGCAGGAGGACAAAGUAAGGGUAAGAAGAAGGUUAAGGGUAGGAAAAGUAGUGGUGGGAUUGGUGGUUGGGAUGGUCAGAUUCAAAGUAAAGGAUCGGUUGGAUUGGAAGGUCAAUCGAGUGGAUUCGGAAGUAGGAUGAAAUCAAAAGAAAAGAAUUUAAAGGUUUCUAAACUGAAUGUGAAUAUGAAUGAUAAUCAUAAUCAAAAUCAAAAGGAUUUAUUGAACUUAUCGAUUAAUGAUUUGAGAUGUGAAGAUGAUUUUAAAAAAGGCAAAAGGAUUGAUAAGAGAAUCGGAUGUGGUCCUGGUUCUGGUUCUGAACUUCAUUGUACUUCUUCUAAGUCUGGUCAUUUUCAUUCAUCACAACAACAACCACUACCGAUUGGGAAUAGGUUACAACAGCAAGUUAAGUCUAAGUAA